This is a messenger RNA of Solea senegalensis (Senegalese sole), 1686 nucleotides long. RefSeq names its product extracellular calcium-sensing receptor-like. Gene Ontology annotation, biological process: G protein-coupled receptor signaling pathway. Gene Ontology annotation, cellular component: membrane. The transcript has 5 exons. Bases 117 to 1583 code for a protein of 488 amino acids. The record is from RefSeq and is a predicted model, not a curated record. NCBI's taxonomy places the organism in Eukaryota, Metazoa, Chordata, Actinopteri, Pleuronectiformes, Soleidae. Gene Ontology annotation, molecular function: G protein-coupled receptor activity.
ACACGUUCAAUUGCCAUAUCCACAGUCUUAGGUUUGUACAGACUGCCUCUGGUAAGUUUAAAUAAAUUAAUCCAUGAACUUAACAAUCAAGAUUACAAUAUGUUUUAGAAUAUUGAAUGAAAGAAAGUCUGUAUUUUUUGCAGGUGAGUCAUUUUGCCACAUGUUCCUGCCUGAGCGACCGACAAAGGUUUCCAUCUUUCUUUAGGACGAUCCCGAGUGACGAUUUUCAAGUGAAUGCUAUGAUUCAGAUUCUAAAACACUUUGGUUGGACUUGGACAGGUCUGAUCAUCAGUGAUUCUGAUUAUGGAUUCCACGCUGCCCGAUCCUUUCACUCUGAUCUGGGUCCAGCUGGUGGAGGUUGUCUGGCUUACACAGAGGUUUUGCCCCGGGGUGGCAACCCUGCUGAACUGAGGAGAAUAGUGGAUGUGAUAAGGAAAUCUACAGCUCGGGUGGUGAUUAUGUUUGGAUAUGAGAAUCAAAUGGUUAAGCUCAUGAAAGAGGUGGUGAGGCAGAAUGUGACAGGCCUGCAGUGGAUGGCCAGUGAAGCCUGGACAUCAGCUGUUUGCAGUGAGAGCUGUCCUCCAGGUACCCGCAUUGCCAGAAAGAAGGGGGAACCUAAGUGUUGUUUUGAUUGUGUCCCUUGUUCUGAGGGAAAGAUCAGCAAUAAAACUGACUCCAUGGAGUGCACCAGUUGUCCAGAAGAUUUCUGGUCCAGCCCCCAGCGUGACCACUGUGUUCCUAAGAAAACAGAGUUCCUCUCCUACCAUGAGCCUCUUGGUAUCUGCUUGACAACCAUUUCACUGUUGGGCACAUUUAUCUGUGUUGUUGUUCUGGGCAUCUUCAUCCAUCAUCACAGCACACCUAUAGUUCGUGCCAACAAUUCAGAACUCAGCUUCCAGCUGUUGCUGUCACUUAAACUCUGUUUCCUCUGCUCCUUGCUUUUUAUUGGACGACCCAGAUUAUGGACUUGCCAACUAAGACAUGCAGCAUUUGGCAUCAGCUUUGUGCUUUGUGUCUCAUGUAUCCUGGUGAAAACCAUGGUGGUUCUGGCUGUGUUCAGGGCCUCCAAACCAGGAGGUGAGUACAGUCUGAAGUGGUUUGGUGCUUUGCAGCAGAGAGGGACAGUUCUGGUUCUGACUUCUGUUCAAGCAUCAAUCUGCACUGUCUGGCUUGUCUCUGCUUCACCAAUGCCUAAUAAAAACACCCAGUAUCACAGUGACAAAAUAGUUUAUGAGUGUGUAGUUGGGUCCACAUUUGGUUUUGUAAUUUUACUUGGUUAUAUUGGUUUACUGGCCGUCCUCAGUUUCUUGUUAGCUUUUCUAGCAAGGAAUCUUCCAGACAGUUUCAAUGAGGCCAAACUCAUCACUUUCAGCAUGCUGAUCUUCUGUGCAGUGUGGGUGGCCUUUGUCCCUGCUUACAUCAGCUCACCAGGCAAAUAUGCAGAUGCAGUGGAGGUAUUUGCCAUCCUCGCCUCCAGUUUUGGCCUCUUGGUGGCGCUGUUUGGACCAAAAUGUUAUAUAAUCCUGUUCAGACCAGAGAAAAACACAAAGAAAGCCAUCAUGGGUCGAGGGAUUGGAUCAUAGUAAAUGCAAGAGAAUACGUUAGUCAAUUCUAGCUAAAAUGUACAUGCAAAAAUGCAGCUAAAAUAAUGUUUUAAUAUAUAUAUUUCAAUAUUAUGUAAACAAA